CAUAGGGGGCGGGGGGGCAUGGCCCCUCCGGGUUCCCCCUAGGCCCUAGCUCCGCCCUGAUAUCUGGGAAGGCCACGAAAGCUUUCAAUGUUAGAAAAGAGGAGGAACAAGAGGGUUUUAGGAAGGAGACGAGUGCAUAUUUUGAAAUUUUAAAGAACAAUUGAAGGCAUUUUUGUCCUUUAAUCUUAACUUUUAAAUUUUUAACAAAUAAUUUUGAGAAGCCACUGGGUAUAACAAAAGAUCGCUCUUUCUCCCUCUCGAUCUACGCCUGAUAUCUGGAUAUACAUCAAGGCGCCAUGGCCGUUGAGGGAGGAGGAACGUUGUCGGAAAUCUACUCGAACUCGAAGAGGUUGUUGCUGAGGACAAGGGAUGGAUUGGAGCGGCUAGAGCGGCUCGAAUUUUCAUCCUCCACUGGUGUCGAUUCCCCUGAGCUCUCCUUCUCUAUCAAAAACGACAUUGCUCAGAUCCAAUCCCUUUGCGUCGAGAUGGAUCGUCUCUGGAGAUCCGUUCCCUCCAAACCCCAACGUGAUCUUUGGAAGAGAAAAGUAGAACAGGUGGCUGAAGAGGCCGACUCCUUGAAGGAAAGCCUAGGAAAACAUUUAUUACGCCAUCAGAAAAGAAUGCUGGAAGCUAAAGAAAGGGCAGAACUACUUCAGAGAGCUAAUGGAGAAUCUGCUCAUGUUUUGAGGAUUUUUGAUGAUGAGGCACAAGCAAUGAAGUCAGCUCAUAAUUCGUCCAGAAUGCUUGAAGAAGCUUAUUUUACAGGGGUUGCAAUCUUGUCAAAAUAUGCAGAGCAAAGGGAUCAUCUGAAGAGGGCACAACGGAAAGCACUUGACAUAUUAAACACAGUAGGGCUCUCCAACACUGUAUUGAAGCUCGUUGAGAGGAGACACCGCACUGACAAGUGGAUUGCAUACACAGGAAUGGUGGUGACAAUAAUUGUCGUGUACAGCUUUUGGAGGUGGACACAUUGAUUCUCCAAUAUGCAUGUACUAAACCAAUAUCUCUUAUUUACAUUCUCUUGAAUGCUGUUCUGCAAGGUAAACAAAUGGAAAAGAGAUGCAUGUAAUUUCAGAUAGGUUAUCUGAUGCUUUACAUGAGACUGAUCGAAUCACAUAGAAGGGUUGGGUUUGAUGUGUA
Molecule: messenger RNA, 1140 nt
Organism: Nelumbo nucifera (sacred lotus)
Lineage: Eukaryota; Viridiplantae; Streptophyta; Magnoliopsida; Proteales; Nelumbonaceae
Product: membrin-11-like
Biological process (GO): vesicle fusion; vesicle-mediated transport
Cellular component (GO): endoplasmic reticulum membrane; SNARE complex; Golgi apparatus
Molecular function (GO): SNAP receptor activity; SNARE binding
Source: RefSeq, a predicted model, not a curated record